This is a messenger RNA of Xiphophorus hellerii (green swordtail), 2885 nucleotides long. Its product is annotated as interleukin-1 receptor type 1-like. The record is from RefSeq and is a predicted model, not a curated record. The transcript is spliced from 8 exons. Bases 482 to 1474 code for a protein of 330 amino acids. NCBI's taxonomy places the organism in Eukaryota, Metazoa, Chordata, Actinopteri, Cyprinodontiformes, Poeciliidae.
AGAUGACACAUCUCCACUGAAUCCCAUUGAGUAGCCCUUCCAGGAACACCGAGCUCUAUUUAGUGUGCGUUGUCUAUUUAUGACGAGUCUAUGUUAUUAAUUCCGUGGAUGUGACCAGAGUUGUUAAUUAGUUAUUCCACAUCCAGGAAGGAAAACAAGCCCAUAAGGACCAUCAGUCAGCACUUACGAGGCAGGACAGCGCUCUAUAAAAAGAGAGGGGAGCCGCGAGUCAGACCACAGACUGUGAGGAACUUCUUCCAGCAGGACCGCAUCCAGCGCUGGCUUUUGUUCCUUCAUCCGGUUCUCCUCAAACUGCCUCCGUGCGGGGGGACUCGUGAGGGUGAGCGCGCGCUUGGGUAACCCUGGUUCAUUUCUGGCUCUUUUGCGCACGAGGACGGGGUUGAUAAAAAAAAAAAAGGUCGGAGCGCGCGCGCUGACAGCAAGUCUCUAAUCAGAAGGAUCAACCUGAGCAGCAGAGCUAAUGGACGUCUCCAGGCUUCUGCUGUCCGUCGUCAUGGUGAUGUCCACGUCUGAUGGGACACCAGAAGCAUCAGAUUCUUCCUGCUUUCACCUGGACCAGGAGAUAUAUAAAGUUAUUAAAGGUGAAGCAUUUUAUUAUGUGCCCUACGAUUUGGAUGACCCCAACCUGCCUGAUGCAAACAUUACGUGGUACAAAGACGGGUCAGAGGUCAUGAAUAUCACCACAGACGAGGCACACAGGAUUCAUUACCAUGGAGGAGCGCUGUUUUUCUUAAACAUCAGCGCUAACGAUGCUGGUCACUAUUCUGCCAGGCACAUUGAGUCAUCAGAUGAAUGUUUCUACUAUCAUCUGAAGAUCGAGGUCUUCGAUGAAACAAGUCGAGAGAAUCUGACCUAUGGAUCUAUCCGAAACUCUGACCAGAACAAAAACAUUCCUUGUCCGCAGCCUGUUAAAGACACAUGCAAAACAUUUAACGGGAACUUCACCUGGUUCAAGGGCAAGAAUCUCAUUCGUGGUCAACACAAAGAAAGCCUGUGGGUAAAUGAUGCAACAAAAGACGAUGAGGACAUCUACACCUGCAUAUGUACCUGGACUCACAACCACAAGGUGUACAACUCUUCUGGUUCCAGGAGACUUUUUGCUCUAGAGAAAGCCGUUUAUGAAAAAGUAAAAAUCAUCUCUCCAAACACAACGGAGCAGCUGGUUAAGAAAGGCUCCAGCGUGAAGCUGAACUGCACUGUUUACUGUGGGAUUAAUGCAGUGAGGGACUGUGAGGCCACAUGGUUUAUUAAUGGAAACCCAGCAAAGCAGAUGGACGGAUACAACGAAACCACCGCGUUAGAGAUCAUGGAUCCUUCAAAGAGAACCUUCUCCACAGCGACCCUGGCCAUCGCACAGGUUUCAGCAGCAGAUUUCCAGCAUGAGUUUAAGUGUCAGGGCUCAGGAUUUUAUACAGUAACCUCUGCAACUUUAACUCUGAAGAAAGAUGGUUAGUGUCAGGACGCGUUCCUAAACUUCUGCCUAUGAUAUAAUAUUUGUAGAAGCAACUGUUAAUGUCGCAGGUGAUAUUAUGCUGACCCAAAUUAACAAUCAUCAUGCUGGCAUAUCCAGGUUUAUUAGGGUUGUUUUGUGUGUAUGUUUGAUUACUUACCUUGUGUUACUUAUAUUCAGUUUUUCUUGGUAAAUUCUGUUGAUUUUUCUGUCGUUUCUAAGGUGUUGCCAUAUAAGCUAAUUCCUCUGUGUUUGCUUAUUUUUGUUUUGUUCUGCAUCCUGUAAUGGAGGGUCUUCACAUGUGUGCCUUAAAAUUCAUUCAGACAGCUUUUUAGUUCUCAUUAAUAACUAGAAAGAUGAAGCCCUAAAGUUCCUACACUGGCUCCCUGAAGUGAAGACAGCAGGUUCUAAGGCUGCGUUCACACUGCAGGCUGCAGUGACCCAAUUCCGAUUUUUUGACGUAAUGCCAACUUUAUCCGAUCUUUUCAUGACAGUCUGAACAACACAGAUCGGAUUCUUUUCGAAUGUGACCCAGGCCACUUGCAUAUCCAAUACGUAUCCGAUUCAAAUGCGACCUGACGUUCAGGUCGCAUCCGAACUGAACGUCACUGAUACUCAACAAAUCUCACUCCUUUGCGUCCUGAUACGCGCAAGCACCGUUAGCAGCCAUAUUUACUUCUUCUUCUUAUGGCGGUUGGCAGAACAGCGAGGACGCUGACGUUAUUGCGCCCUCUACUGCGCAUGCGGGACACUUUCAGGUCGUUUGCCCGUUCAGACUGCAGAACACAUACAGGUCGCAUAUUUGUGGCAGUGUGAACGGCCCAGGCAAAAAAAUUAGAUUUGACACAAAAACAAAAAAAUCGGAAUUGGGUCACUUCAGGCUGCAGUGUGAACGCAGCCAAAAACGCUUUUGUUAGCUUGUAAAUCACUUAAUGGCUAAGUCCAAGACACAUUAAAGGUGCGCUGUCGGUUUAAAAAAUACAUUAAGCCACCUGUUGUAUCAAAACUCCAGCACAUUCGGGUCUUCUAGUUCAGGUUUACUUUGCAUCUCCAAACUCAGAACCAAACAUGGAGUAGCAGCAUUCAGUUUUUAUUCUCCACUAACGUGGACUGCACUUCCAGAAAACUUCAAAAAUGCUGAAACACUGAGUACCUUUAAAUUAAGGAUGACAUUUUAUUUUAUAUAUAUUUUCUUUUAGCUUAGUCCUUAAUAACUACUGGAAUAUCAUAAAGUGUAGUCUGAUUUUCAAGCUGACAUCAUUGUCCCUUAAUUUGCCAUGAAUGUAAUGUUUUAUGCUUGUUUGUUGUUGAAUUUUAUUUCUAGUCAUGUAAAACACGUUGAAUUACUUUGUUGCUGAAAAUGUACCAUUCAAAUAAAGUUGCCUUCCCUUGCAUGAAUGUUAUUUCCUUUGAA